UUAUGUGUGAGUGACUUCCACUUAGCAAUUUGGACUGGUGUGGACUGGAUAAGACAUUUCCCUAUUAAAGAUUAUCUCUGCAGUAGAUAUGCGGAAAGGUUUAUUACUGUACUUCGCGCUUCAUCUCUUCUUCACAUCGCUUUAAAUUUGCUCAACACAGUGUUCACCCACCCCCUAACAGUGACUCCUCAGAUACUGUGACGACUGCAACGCCUUCUGUUAAGCCAGGAACAUGUCCAUGUUCAGCACGGGCAUCCUUGUGCUGACGUCUCCUCUCCACACACUCCCCCUGCGUAUUGCCCCGGUCCUCAGUUCAGCUGCCCAGCUUGUAGAGCGCACACUUUACGUCCACCUCCACCCUGGGUUGAACCUGGGAGGUGGGAACCAGCCUCGUCCAGUUUUCAUUCCACCAGUAGUGGACCUAUCUACCCUCAUUACCCGCCUUUACAGCAAUGCAGCUGACGUAUGCGGGCACCUGGAUGUUCGCGUUUUGCUGACUAAUGUUCGCGCUCAUUCGGCGACAUGCAGCGGGACCACGAUUCCAAGCUGCCCCUUCCCCACACCGCAGUCUCUGUCUCACUCCCCGGAGGUGGUGCUAACAGACUUUCCUCUGCAGGACCCAGGUCAGUCCCAUCAGGUUACACAGUGUCUGCAGAGCUACACCGGCCACUGCUACGUCUGCAGCCCCAGUCUGCCCUCAGUGCUGCUUCACCCGCAGCUAAUGAAGCUGCAGGAGAAAGAGGAAGGGCUGAAGGAGCCUGAAGAAAAGUCAGAACCCUUGGAGACCUACAAUGAUGUGGUGGUAGGGGGGACAUUUGACCGGCUCCACGGGGCCCAUAAGACGUUGCUCAAUAUAUCAUGCCUGCUAGCCAAUAGAAGGUUCCUUAUCGGUGUGUGUGACCAAGCAAUGCUGAAAAAAAAGGUGCUUAAGGAGCUCAUCGAGCCCUACUCUGUCCGGGUCCAGAGGCUGCAGGAGUUCCUGCAAGACGUCAAGCCCUCUCUGCAGGUGGAGAUCGUGCCUCUUGAUGACCCCUAUGGAGUGUCUGUGGUUGACCCCCUGUUGCAGUGCAUCGUGGUUAGCGAGGAGACCAGGAAGGGAGGCGAGGCUGUCAACAAGAAACGUGCUGAGAAUGGCCUUCCAGCUCUUGUUCUUCAUGAAAUCCAGUUGCUUAAGGAUGCUCACCACACUGAGACAGAGGAGGAGAAGAUCAGCUCCUCUAGUCUUCGCUCUCGUCUGCUGGGCACCCUCCUUACCCCGCCUAAAGACACAUCUCAUCUCCCUCCACUUCCAUAUGUGAUUGGUCUGACCGGAGGCAGCGGCAGUGGAAAAAGCUCCAUUGCCAGGCAGCUGGAGGCCUUGGGUGCAGUUCGAAUUGAUUGUGACAAGCUGGGCCAUGAGGUGUACCAGCCAGGCACAGCAGCCUAUCACAGAGUGCUGGAAGCAUUUGGGUCAGAUAUUCUUAAUGAGGAUAAAACCAUCAACAGACGUGCAUUAGGAAGGAAAGUUUUUGGAAACCAGGAACGGUUAAAAACCCUUACAGACAUUGUAUGGCCGGAGAUUGCACUUCUGGUGAAGAAGAGAAUCAGCCAAGCCAGAGAGGAAGGUAAACAGGUUUGUGUGAUGGAUGCAGCAGUUCUUCUGGAGGCGGGAUGGACAGACAUGGUCCAUGAAGUCUGGGUCACUGUCAUCCCCGAGGAGGAGGCGGUAUUAAGGAUAACAGAGCGAGAUGGUGUGACCACAGAGGAUGCCCUGAGGCGGCUGCAGAGCCAGUGGUCCAACGGCAAGCAGGUAGCGCUUGCCAACGUAGUGCUCAGCACGCUGUGGGAGCCAGAGGUCACUCGGAAACAGGUACUAAGAGCUUGGAAUCUUCUUCAGAAGAGAAUCCAGCAGAGACGAGAGGGACAGUAGGAAGUUGAUCACAUCAGAUCAGCUGUGACCACUACAUACAGAACAAGCAUGUGUCAGGCCCAGCCACAUGUGUGCAUAAAUGACUGAUCCACAUAAAGAAAACUCUGCCUUAGAAAGAAGUGAGAAUGGUCUCUGUGCCAUUGCAGCAAAACACCCAACAAGCUCCCUCACCUCUUUGACCAAGACUCAGUGCCUGAUUGAAUUUCCAUGGGUUUUUAAAUUCUAGUUUUAUUUUACAAAGCUUAGUUGAAAGAUGGAUUGGUGAGGAAAAAGAAUUUCAUAAAUGAUCCCUAACAACAAUAUCAUUUUGCAGUUUGCAAGCUGGAAAUCUUGUUGGGGAUUAAUAAAGUGCUAUCCUAAGAAUUGUAGAUCUGUUUUUACCCAAAGAUGUUUUCAUGAAUGGCAUGCCUUUAAAGGAAAUGCCCAAUGUUCACCAAUUGUAGAUAAUUCCAAAAUACCAGCUAAGAUCUGCUAAUUCUAAUCAUUUAGGCACCUUGUCAACAGAUGACACUUUACAAGUUCUGUCCUCUCUCCAUGUCUCCUAAGUGUAAUAAUAUGAAUGUAGCUUAGACAAGCAAUUAAUAGUAAGGGAAAGGUGAGUUACCAUAUUGAAAGACUGUAUGAUUGCCAUUGUUUAAUCAUAGAAUUAAAUUAUGUGUUUAUUUUUGUGGUUUCUGGGUUUGGAGAAUAUUUUUCACGAAUUCACUGUCAUUAUCUAAAGGUUUUAAAACACAAGGAAUUAUAAUUAUAAUAUUAUAAUUAACCAGACAAAGUACACUAAAUCGUAGAAAUACGUGCAAUAAAUCAGUACACUGAUUGAAAAAGGAAAAUACUGGACAGACAUAUUGAAUUAAAAACAGAGGGGUCAUAUGGAUAGAUUAUGGAAAGUCUCAUACUGUAGCAAGUCAGUGGCCAGUGGGCAAAGUAGAUGGUUCUUUAAAUAAUAUUUUUAUAUGUUAAAUUUAUGUAUAAGUGAAAAUAAUUAAAUUACAAUCCAAGAAAAUGCAAUGGCCACCUUGUAUUUUGCAAAAAACAGUUGUCAGAUCAGCCCUCUCUUCAAAUGUUCAGGUCUCUGAAAGUACCUGGAAAAACCAAGCGUGGAAGCUGAAGUCAUUAUGACGUGUUAAACUCAUGGUCAAUUGUAAUUGAUGUUUACAUAACAAGAAUGAAAUAUUUUGCUUCUUACUUUUAGCCAUACCUUUAAUACUGAAAGGCUUGUCCAAUGAAGUGUCAUUUGGUCGUACAGUUUGUGAUAGAUUUCAAGUGUCUUUACCUUCUCAGUGGAAUGCUAUAAUAAACUUGCAAAAUGUUAAAA
Molecule: messenger RNA, 3224 nt
Organism: Thunnus maccoyii (southern bluefin tuna)
Lineage: Eukaryota; Metazoa; Chordata; Actinopteri; Scombriformes; Scombridae
Gene: coasy
Product: CoA synthase
Exons: 10
Coding region: 233-1909 (558 amino acids)
Biological process (GO): coenzyme A biosynthetic process
Molecular function (GO): ATP binding; dephospho-CoA kinase activity
Source: RefSeq, a predicted model, not a curated record